Molecule: messenger RNA, 2371 nt
Organism: Pseudonaja textilis
Lineage: Eukaryota; Metazoa; Chordata; Lepidosauria; Squamata; Elapidae
Gene: WDR41
Product: WD repeat domain 41
Biological process (GO): regulation of autophagy
Cellular component (GO): lysosomal membrane
Molecular function (GO): protein binding
Source: RefSeq, a predicted model, not a curated record
UCUUGGAAGUACGGCGAGAGGCGAGGGACAAGCCUUCCGCGUUUAAGACCAGGGACGCCAGCUGCGCUUGACAACUACCGGUAUUUCUACCGGGGACGCGAAGGCCGUCGUCCCAGGCGCCCGGACUCCGCCUCUCGAAAUGCUACGGUGGCUAAUAGGAGCGGGCCGCGAGCCGCAAGGGUUGGCCGAGAAAUCUGUACAGACUAUUGGUGAAGAGCAAGCUCAGAAUCCAUAUACUGAGCUUCUUGUGCUGAAAGGUCACCAUGAUAUAGUGCGUUUUCUAGUGGCAAUUGAUGACUACAGGUUUGCAUCUGCUGGUGAUGAUGGAAUUGUAUGUCUCUGGAAUGUCCAGACUGGAGAAAAGUUAUUUGAGCUACAUGCACAUACACAAAAAAUCACAGCUCUUGCAGCUUUUCCUUUGUCAGAUACCUGUGAAGAAAAAUGCCAUAUGAUUUUGACAGCAAGUGCUGACAGGACUGUAGUUGUUUGGGAUUGUGACAAUGGCAGACAGAUUCACAGAGUAUCCUGUUUUCAUUCCACCGUAAAGUGUUUGACUGUUCUUCAAAGAAUGGAAGUAUGGCUUUCUGGAGGAAGUGAUUUGUGUGUUUGGAACAGAAAAUUAGAUCUCUUGUGUAAGACAAGUCACCUAACUGAUGCAGAUAUCAGUGCCAUGAUUGAAUUGCCGAAAAACUGUGUGGCAGCAGCUGUUGGCAAAGAAUUGGUAAUUCUAAAAUUGAAAGCUUCCAGAGAUGGAACCGAAUGGGAUGUGUCUGAAAUAAAACGACUUCUUGAUCACCAGGAUAAUAUUGUGUCAUUGGUCAGUGUCAGUGAUUUGAUUUUUGCGAGUGGCUCCCAUGCUGGUGAAAUGAUUGUGUGGAAUUCAUUGGACUGGACAAUGCGAGCGUAUGAAUGCAAUUGGGAUGCAUCUCUUCAUGUGAACCCCCAACAAGAAAUAAAAUUAUCACAAAGUCAAAAUGAAAUGUCAAUUCAGGAUUUAACUUGUGAUGAUGAGUGUGUUUUUGCUGCUGUUGGCAAAGGCAUCUAUGUAUAUAACCUUCAGAUGAAACGUGUGAUUGCAUUCCAGAAGACUGCUCAUGAUUCCACUGUCCUGCAUAUUACCUACGUUCCCAACAGGAAAUUAAUAUCGUGUUCAGAAGAUGGUAGUGUUCGUAUGUGGGAAUUACGUGAAAGACAACAUCUUACAGCUGAACCUGUUCCAUCAGGUUUUUUCAAUAUCUGGGGAUUUGGUAGGACAAGCAAACAAGCAAAUCACACAGCUAAAAAGGCACCAGAGUGUGCUACUGUUUUUUCCCUUGACCUUACUGGGGAUCUGAUUGGACACUCUGCAGCUGUGCAGAUGUUCCUUUAUUUUGGUGAGCACGGCCUAGCGACAUGCUCUGCUGAUCACCUUAUUAUUCUAUGGAAAGAUGGAGAACGAGAGUCAAGAUUGCGCAGCUUAAUAUUAUUUCACAAGUUGGAACAAAUUGAAGAUUUGCACUUAAGGCCUGAGAUGAAGUAAUGUACAAAAUACAAAUAGGCUGUUUAUAUUACAUAUUUAAAAUAACUAUGGGUAAUAAUUUUGUGUUUGUUUUAAAAUGUAUAUUUAAGGGGUGUUUUUUCUUACCGAAUUUGCCAUAAAUUUAGAUGAAUUGCUGACCCAGCACUGUUAGUUUCUACACAGAAACUGAAUGUUGCUACACAGACAGUUCUGUUUAGCCCACAAUGCCUUAAUCAGGGACAUUGCCAAAUUUUGGAUUUUUCACCAGAUAAAUUUCUCUAAGGACAGGUGAAACAAAUGCAAAUCUAUAGUGUGAGUUCAGUCACUAGUUGUUUAGAACUGCAUGGCUGCCCUUUGCCAGAUCCCAGGAAAAGCAAAAUUUCAUUUAAGGAAUGGUAGGCAGCUGGUGUAUGAGUAUCUUACAUGUCCCAAAGCACCUUUUUGACUGAAUCCAGAUUGCUGUACAGCCCUAUUAAACACUAGAUAUUAGAAUGGCAUAUUUUCUUGCCAAGAAAUAGCAUUUGAUGAUAAAUAAUAGAAGCAAUCCAUUGUUGUUUCAUUUUGAAGAUUUUGCUUUGCUCUACUUUAACAUAAUGAAUGUUAGCAUAAUGAAUACACUUAUGGUUUUAUGCCAAAUGUUGAGAUUCUGGCCGGAUAAGCCUUCAGUGAAUUUCUGCGAAACCGUCAGGGGUUAAAUUGAAUGUUGAGGCAGACUUCUAUAGAGAAUUAACCAGAGGUUUAGAAAUAAGUUGCAGAUUUGUACAAAAUAAACCUUUUAGGCAAAGAAUUUCACUGAAUGAUUUGCCAGCUCAAAUAUUUUGAUAAAAUAGUAUAGUCUAUAUUUGUUCUUCAAAGUCUACAAUAUGUAGGACA